CGCGGUCGAUCGCAACGCCCAAUCUCUUCCAGCAAAAGAACGACAAAAGGUUUUUUCGCCGACAGCCAUGAGAUACAUUCACAGUGAAGAGACCUUGACGGUCCCAGAAGAGGGUAAGAGAAUUGCGAUUCCAGCGGCUUCGUGGCGAAGUUCGCCGGGCGCAAAUUGGUGGAGGGGAAGGAAAGAAGGCAAUUGCUAACUCGCACCAACAGUCAAGGUCACCAUCAAGUCUCGACAAGUCACCGUCACCGGACCAAGAGGUUCGUUAUAAUUCUGCGCAGAAAUUGAAGGAGGAAGGGCUGACGAGGAAUUGCAGGCACACUCAAGAAGGACCUUUCACAUUUGGCAGGUAAUAAAUUAUCGCGAGUUCAAAUCUCACAGAGUAUCUUCUGACGCGAAUACAGUCAACUUCUCCACCCCAAAGAAGGAUGUCAUCAACAUCGAGCUUCACCACGGUGCCCGAAAGAACGUCGCUACCCUCCGCACAGUCCGAACUCUCAUCAACAACAUGAUCAUUGGUGUAACAAAGGGAUUCAAGUACAAGAUGCGAUACGUCUACGCACAUUUCCCAAUUAACGUCAACGUCGACUUGAACAAGGAGACCGGUCUUUACGAGGUCGAGAUCCGGUACGUCCAGAAUUGUUAUAUGGCGGGGAAUGGCGAUUAUGGAGGGAGGUGGUAAUGGCUGGAUGGAAGAAAUUAUAGAAGAGGGGUUCCCGAGAUCGAUGUGCUAAUAAUGUAUUGCUUAGAAACUUUAUCGGUGAGAAGAUCGUCCGAAAAGUCAUCAUGCACGAGGGUGUUGAGGUCGAGGCAUCAAAGAACCAGAAGGAUGAGCUCCAGUUGUUCGGCAACUCCCUCGAGAACGUAUCACAAAGCGCGGCGGAUAUCCAACAAAUCUGCAGAGUACGAAACAAGGAUAUCAGAAAGGUAAGGAUUUAAUCGGAAGGCCUCGUGAAAUUACAAAAACUAAUAUGCGGUAGUUCUUGGACGGUCUCUAUGUUUCGGAGAAGGGUAACGUCGUUGAGGAGUCCUGAGCGUUUCGACACGAAUUUUCCUACUUACAUGAUUGUUUGGGGGAGCAUAUUGGGAUUACUUUGCAUGUUAGGUAGCG
Hymenoscyphus albidus is the source of this 1111-nucleotide messenger RNA. The record is from the annotation of a GenBank genome assembly. Lineage: Eukaryota; Fungi; Ascomycota; Leotiomycetes; Helotiales; Helotiaceae.